Molecule: messenger RNA, 825 nt
Organism: Helobdella robusta
Lineage: Eukaryota; Metazoa; Annelida; Clitellata; Rhynchobdellida; Glossiphoniidae
Exons: 6
Source: RefSeq, a predicted model, not a curated record
AUAAAGUUGAUGUGUAGGCAGGGCAUACCAGUUCAGUACAGAAGUGAUAUCUGGCGCAGACUUAUCUAUGCCAAGAUAUCAGAUCUAAAACAAGAGAAAGGAGAGUUCUACUUUGGCCACCUUAUCACACGGGCCUACGAUUCUCUGGUUGGGUACUACCGCAAGCAGAUUUUCAUCGACCUGUUGAGGACCAUGCCGACGAACAUCAACUUCAGUUCUGCUGAUGCCGAAGGGAUUCGAAAACUAAAAGAAGUGUUGUUAGCAUUCAGUUUCCACAACCCGUCAAUUGGGUACUGCCAGGGACUAAACUUUGUUGCCUCCAUGUGUUUACUGUUUCUUGAUACCGAAGAUGCAUUUUGGGCGCUAGUUGCAAUAACAGAAAAAUACUUUCAACCAACGUACUUUGACAAAAGUCUGACUGGUGCAAACAUUGACCAGGAGGUCUUCCAGGAAAUGUUCUCGCAAAAGUUACCGGUCCUCUAUGCGCACGUCAAAAAAUUUGAUCUAGAAUUUUCAACGAUUACGAUCAAUUGGUUUCUCGCUCUUUUCAUUGAAGUUGUUCCAUUUCAAACUUUACUGAGAAUAUGGGAUUGUUUUUUGAUGGAGGGACCAAAAGUUUUGUUUCGUUUUUCCCUGGCCAUUUUGCAAAAACAUCAGGAAGUGUUGAUGGAACAAAGAGAGGUGCUCGGUCUCUUGAAAUGUCUCAAAAACUGCACCAAGCUGCUUCUCGAUGUUGACGGACUUGUAAAAACCGCCUUUGGAGAAUUGAAACCAUUUCCGAAACGUCAUUCCAUCACCACGAGGCAGUUACAUUUUGAAAAAAUU